CGUGUUGUCGAGUCCAUUUCGAAGGAUGGCAAACCCACAAAGAAAAAGAUUCGCACUCGCGUAAUCAAGAAGGUUAAGGGUGAUAAACAAGAAGUUACUAAAAUUGAAACUGUCGAAGAAGACGAUAAGAAACCGCAAACAACGGUAACAGUCGAAGAAACACCCAUUGAUGAACAACCAGAAGAAGUCAAAGAACUUCCUGAAGAAGUGCGUGUUGUCGAGUCCAUUUCGAAGGAUGGCAAACCCACAAAGAAAAAGAUUCGCACUCGCGUAAUCAAGAAGGUCAAGGGUGAUAAACAAGAAGUUACUAAAAUUGAAACCGUCGAAGAAGCCGAUGAGAAACCACACACCACAGUAACAGUCGAAGAAGCACCCAUUGAUGAACAACCAGAAGAAGUCAAAGAGCUUCCUGAAGAAGUGCGUGUUGUCGAGUCCAUUUCGAUAGAUGGCAAACUCAAAAAGAAGAAGAUUCGCACUCGCACAAUCAUGAAAGUCAAGGGUAAUAAACAGGAAGUUAUUAAAAUUGAAACCGUCGAUGAAGACGAUAAGAAACCGCAAACAACGGUAACAAUCGAAAAAGCACCCAUUGAUGAACAACCAGAAGAAGUCAAAGAAUUUCCGGAGGAAGUGCGUAUUGUCGAAUCUAUUGCCAAAGACGGCAAACCCACAAAGAAAAAGAUUCGCACUCGUCUAAUCAAGAAAGUCAAGGGAGAUAAACAAGAAGUUACUAAAAUUGAAACCGUCGAAGAAGACGAUAAGAAACCACACACCACAGUAACAGUCGAAGAAGCACCCAUUGAUGAACAACCAGAAGAAAUCAAAGAACUUCCUGAAGAAGUGCGUGUUGUCGAGUCCAUUUCGAAGGAUGGCAAACCCACAAAGAAAAAGAUUCGCACUCGUAUCAUCAAGAAAAUCAAGGGUGAUAAACAAGAAGUAACUAAAAUUGAAACUGUCGAGGAAGACGAUAAGAAACCGCAAACAACGGUAAUUGUCGAAGAAACAUCCAUUGAUGAACAACGAGAAGAAAUCAAAGAGCUUCCUGAAGAAGUGCGUGUUGUCGAGUCAAUUUCGAUAGAUGGCAAACCCACAAAGAAGAAGAUUCGCACUCGCGUAAUUAAGAAGGUCAAGGGUGAUAAACAAGAAGUUACUAAAAUUGAAACUGUCGAGGAAGACGAUAAAAACCCGCAAACGACGGUAACGGUAGAAGAGACACCCAUUGAUGAACAACCAGAAGAAAUCAAAGAACUUCCCGAGGAAGUGCGUAUUGUCGAGUCCAUUUCGAAGGAUGGCAAAUUCACAAAGAAGAAGAUUCGCACUCGUAUCAUCAAGAAGAUCAAGGGUGAUAAACGAGAAGUUACUAAAAUUGAAACCGUCGAAGAAGACGAUAAGAAACCGCAAACAACGGUAACA
Messenger RNA from Glossina fuscipes, 1410 nucleotides. Its product is annotated as titin-like. NCBI's taxonomy places the organism in Eukaryota, Metazoa, Arthropoda, Insecta, Diptera, Glossinidae. The annotation marks the transcript as partial. The transcript has a single exon. The record is from RefSeq and is a predicted model, not a curated record.